AUGAUGUAUCCAUAUAAGCUUCAUGAAGAUUUUUUAUUUGAUCCAAGAGUGGAACAAUAUAUGUAUGUUGAAUUAUUUCCAUUAUGUCAAGAUUUUUAUUAUCAUGAAUUGGAACAAUUAGUAUUAACACUUGCAGAUGUUAAUGAUUAUCCG
This is a messenger RNA of Loa loa (African eye worm), 153 nucleotides long. RefSeq lists its product as hypothetical. NCBI's taxonomy places the organism in Eukaryota, Metazoa, Nematoda, Chromadorea, Rhabditida, Onchocercidae. The transcript has a single exon. The record is from RefSeq and is a predicted model, not a curated record. The annotation marks the transcript as partial.